Messenger RNA from Myripristis murdjan (pinecone soldierfish), 4499 nucleotides. RefSeq names its product SH3KBP1 binding protein 1 (gene shkbp1). Bases 170 to 2806 code for a protein of 878 amino acids. Gene Ontology annotation, molecular function: protein binding. The transcript is spliced from 17 exons. NCBI's taxonomy places the organism in Eukaryota, Metazoa, Chordata, Actinopteri, Holocentriformes, Holocentridae. Gene Ontology annotation, biological process: protein homooligomerization. The record is from RefSeq and is a predicted model, not a curated record.
UGUAUCCUUCCGCGCCGUUCCGGGGCUCCAUGGCGGCUCUUCUCUCUCUGUUGCCUCCUGCUCGGCAGGAAGUUGUUCGAAAAACCUACUGAAUGUACUGCUAAAAUGGAUUAAAGUCCACAGCGUGUUCAUAUUGUUGUUGUUUCAGCGGUAGACGACUAUUUUGAAGAUGUCCAGCACGGCGAGGACCGGAGACAUCAUCCACCUGAACGUCGGAGGCAAGCGGUUCAGCACCUCCCGGCAGACGCUCACAUGGGUUCCUGACUCCUUUUUCUCCAGUCUUCUGAGCGGUCGCAUCUCAACGCUGAAAGAUGAAACUGGAGCUAUCUUCAUUGACAGAGACCCCUCUCUCUUCGCCUCCAUCCUCAACUUCCUGCGGACCAAAGAGCUGCACCCCCGUUCGGUCAAUGUGCACAUGCUCAUGCACGAGGCUGAGUUCUACGGCAUCGCGCCGCUCGUGCGGAAGCUGCAGCUGUGUGACGAGCUGGACAGAUCGUCCUGUGGAAACGUGCUGUUCAAUGGCUACCUGCCUCCUCCAGUGUACCCGGCAAAGCGGCGCAACCGGCACAGCGUGGCCGGCUCCCAGUUCACCGCCGGCCGCCUCGUCCCUGCAGAGCGAGCCCCGGUCAGACGUAGUAACACCAUGCCUCCCAACCUGGGGAAUUCUGGGAUGCUGGGCAGAGCCAUCACCGAGGAGAGGGCAAGUGGGGGCCAGUCGUCGGACCCCGGCAUGGUGCGGAUCAUCUGUGGUCAUCAUAACUGGAUCGCUGUGGCCUACGCUCAGUUUGUCGUCUGCUACAGAGUGAAGGAGUCCACCGGGUGGCAGCAGGUCUUCACCUCCCCUCGUCUCGACUGGGUAAUCGACAGAGUCGCCUUGAACGCCAAGGUGAUGGGCGGUUCGCUGGGAGACAACGACAAGAUGGUCGCUGUUGCCUCGGUAACGGAGAUCAUCCUGUGGGCCAUCUGCCCUGAUGGCAACGGCAACGAGAUUGGCGUGUUCAGUCUGAACGUACCGGUGGAGGCUCUCUUCUUCGUUGGUAACCAGCUGAUUGCCACCAGCCACACGGGAAAGGUCGGGGUGUGGAAUGCUGUCACCAAACACUGGCAGAACCAGGACGUGGUUCCGAUCAACAGCUGUGACACGGCCGGCUCCUUCCUCAUCCUGGGCUGUAAUAAUGGAUCCAUCUACUACAUAGAUGUGCAGAAGUUUCCUCUGAGGAUGAAGGACAACGACCUGCUGGUGACGGAGCUGUACAGAGACCCGACAGAGGACGCCAUCACUGCCCUGAGCGUCUACCUCACCCCUAAAACCAGCGACAGCGGCAACUGGAUAGAGAUAGCGUACGGGACGAGCUCAGGGACGGUGCGGGUCAUCGUCCAGCACCCAGAGACCGUCGGCUCGGGACCACAGCUCUUCCAGACCUUCUCCGUUCACCGCAGCCCGGUUACAAAGAUCAUGCUGUCCGAGAAACACCUCAUAUCAGUGUGCGCGGACAACAACCACGUGCGCACGUGGACGGUGACCCGCUUCAGGGGGAUGAUCUCCACCCAGCCGGGCUCCACCCCCCUCACCUCCUUUAAGAUCCUGUCCCUGGAUGACGUGGACGGACACGGAGGCUGCAGCGCCGGCACAGAGAUCGGGCCGUAUGGAGAGAGAGACGAGCAGCAGGUUUUUAUCCAGAGAGUCGUACCAGACACGGACAAACUCUACGUCAGACUGUCCUCCAAUGGGAAGAGAGUGUGUGAGGUACGUUCAGUGGACGGCACAUCCAUCACAGCCUUCGUGGUCCACGAGUGUGAGGGCUCCAGCCGCAUCGGCUCGCGGCCCCGCCGCUACCUGUUCAGCGGCCACAGCAACGGCAGCAUCCAAAUGUGGGACCUGACCACCGCCAUGGAGAUCGCCGGCAAGGUCGACAUCAAAGCGCUGGGCGGGCCGACAGAGGAGGAGCUGCUGGAGCUGCUGGACCAGUGUGACCUCGCUCUGACCAGGACGCCCGACAGCACACCAAGAGCCUCCACGUGCAGCCUUCACUCCCAGCUGAGUGAGAGCAGCAGGACUGAGCGUCUCCACAGCACCGGAGGAGGAAGAGGAGCUUCCAUGUGCGGCAGCCUCCCUCGCCAGGCUCCGCCCCCGGUUCCCUUCACCAAACCUCACCGGGAGCCGAGCCUCUCGGCGGGACACGGAGCUGCUGGCCCCUGCAUGGCACCUGCUGCCGUGGGCACCGCCUACAGCUUUAAUCCUAAUCCUGGUCUCAACCCCAGUCCCGGUCCGGCUCCAAGCCUCAGCCAGGCCGCUCUGGUUCACGCCGGCAGCCCCCGACCCGCCAGAACCCUGGACAGAGACAGAGAGAGGGAGGGGAUGGCGUCGGUAAGGAGGGGCAGUUUCGUGGAACGUUGCCAGGAGCUGGCUAAGGGCUCAGAGGCAGCGGUGGGGGCGGGGUCAGAGAGCGUGAGGCGGAGCCUGGCAGUGUGUAGUGAGCUGGAGGCCAGGUUAGGCCUCCGAACGCCCACGACGUUCACCGUGUCGCCCGGUGGACGCCUCGCCACAGGAGCAGCUUUGUCAUCAUCAUCAUCGUCAGCAUCGCCAUCGGUGUCAAACCGCAGAGCAGCGCCAGUGCCCCCAGUAAGCCCCGCCCCCACUGUCUCUAGCCCAACCAGGUCGCAGAUGCCUGUCUCGCCUCGACGUGGGACUGGGUCGUCUCCCACUGACGUCCCGCCUUCCCCUGACAGCCCGGCCAAUCCAGACAGCCCUGCCGCCGGGCCGCCAACCAGCCCCAAACCUCCUAUGAACGAGACCAGCUUCUGAUUGGCUGGCAGGCUGAGCAGGUGUGUGACUGAGCGCGUGCGAAGAGAAGCACGCCAUUGAAGUCAAAGCUGCAGUCUUCACUUCCUGCUGACGUCCAGCAGCAACCAACAGCUGAGUGUCGAGCUCUGUAAUCCCACUUUUACAGCUUCAGUGUUUUUCUGUUUCCACUGAAGUGCUGAUCUCCGGCACGCGGAGCAGCCCGCGGUCAUCCUGCUGAGUCUGAGAGUCAGACAUGACUUGAAAAUGUAAAACCUGACAGGAGUUGCAGGACUGCAGCAGCUCUGGAUCUGUGUUUUCCUGAGUUUGAAAAGAUUUUAUUAUAAUAUUUUAAUCUGACGAUGGCUUCCUUUAGCCGCUGCGGCAGUGGUGAGAUUGGUGGAAGAGCUAGUAUUGAGUAGUCAAUCGACCAACAAUGAAAUGGAGUUCGCUCAGUUGUCGACGUCACUGCUAAAAUGUCAAACACUGAAAGUGGCUGCUGGUGUUUGGAAGAUGCCUGCCAUCUUCGUUUCCAGACGUCAAAUUGAGUUAAUUUGCAUUCCUGAUUGCCCUGUAAACAGACUGCAGGUCUGUCACUGGGCCUGUCUGUGUGCCACUGAGAUGCUGUUAACGUCUGCUGCUCUACUGCUGAAUAUGAAGUCAUAGACAUGAAAUUCCCACUCAACUUCACACUCCCAAGUGGUCCUUUUCCUGGUCCAAGGAGGAUGACAUAACAUUUUAGAUCAGCGUUGGCACAUAAAACUCAGGAAGGUGUGAAUGUGGAGAAAAAAUGUUUGAACAUCUUCCAUACACUGUAAAGGAGAUGUAUAGUGUAUUACAGUGACAGUGUAUUAGGGCCACUGUAGGGGGAAAAACAUGAUGGAGCCGGGUGGGGGAGGGGGAGGGUCAUGACCACUGUGUGUGCCGCGGCUGCAGCGAAGCUGCUGUGACAUUUCGUUGCCAAACCUUUAACUGGCCGCAAGGCUUAAUGGAACUCAGUCAUCACAAACAAAUGUGGGAUCUGCAGUCAGAUGCAGAAUAAAACCUCCAGAUUUCAGUCAUGAUAAAAGAUCAGUUUCCCUGUUGUAUUUUUCUGCAGCAAAACCAAAGUUGAUGUAGAAUUGAUGCUGUUGGAGGCUGUAAUUGAUUUGGAAAUAAGCGUCCUGUCUCUAAAUGAAGAAGCUCUUGCUUGUUUGUUGUGAGUGGUAAAUGUUUGAAGGUGUGUCGGUGCUGUUCUGUGAUUGGCUGAGCGGCUGUAGCUAAUGAAAACAGUGAAGAUGAGCCCCUCUGCUGUGCUCUGUUGCACUUAAAAAUUGUAGAAGUGCCUUCUGUCCUCUGAAGUGUUUGAAUAUCAGAAGCAGACAGCUGGACGUCACCAUGAUGCUGUAGACAGCUGAGACUUCCAGCAGAACUGACUUACAUCACAUUUCUAUUCACAGGUUUAGUGAAUUAAUCAGAUUCUGUCCGUUAUGAUUUCAUUUUCUGCACUCUGCAGACAGUCAUACAGUGGGGUGUAAAAGAACCAGUGUAGGGGGGAAAAUGAUGAACCUGGGAGGAAAAAAAAUUCUAUUACUUUUUGGUCAACAAACUACAUAAUGUUGACUCUGCCUCACUCUGCAGACACUGCUUCUGGCCGUGUGUCAGCUGAUCACCUCAGCAACUUCUACUUUGACAUGGGAUUUAGUAUCGGGCCAAGUCAUUAUAUAUCUAUCUAUAU